GAGAGAAUUAGAGGUUUGAAGAAGUGGUUGAAAAAUGGUGGUGACAAGGUUAAGCUUGGCUCGAAGAAGGUCUCUCCAAAAUAGUAGCACUAGCUCAUCAUCUCCAAAACUCAAACGUUGUUACAAGAAAAAAAGGAUUUCCAUGAAAGUCUGUGGGCUUAGCACGCCCAGGAAAACUCUAGCAGUUGCCUCACCUCAUGUCCCACCGGUGGGAUCAAAUGGAGAUACUCCUUUGCAGAAACUUUCGCCGCGCAUUCAUAUUGCUCCAAAGAUAGUUCCCUCACUUCCUGUGCCACCAUUGGGUUCAAAUGGAGAUCAUACUCCUUUGCAAAAAGUUUCGACGAGCUCUAUUGGGCUCAACCAUAGAUGCCCCUGUGCCAAUUCCUUGUGAUGAAGAGGACGAACAAAGAGAGACAAAUUUAAAGCUGAAUCCUUUAUCGAGACUGAAGAAACCGCCAAAGACAAAUUAUACAGCCCAGAUCAUUGAUGAAGAAUGUAAUUAUCAAAGUCGAGUCUUUGUUAGUGAACGAGCUGCUUACUUCUUGGAAUGUUGAUCACAUACCUUUACCUAUUUGAAUGGGCUUCGUGUUGAUUAUGUCUCUUGUUAUAGAGAUAUCACUGGAUAUAUUUCGUCUCGCUACAAUAUGCAAAUUGCAGAAAGAGAAGAAAGCAUGCUGUCUUUAUCAAUAUUAGUGAAAAAUCAUGAAAAUGCUGUACUUAAUGCAAUUGAUCGUGUCAAAUAUAUUGGUCACGCUAAAAAAGAACCCGAGAAGGCUAAGGAGAAAAAGGAAAGUUUGGACAGGUAAAUAGAAGAUCUGAAGCUAGAACUAGCAUAUAUCAAACAUGACGUUCUACGUCUGAAACAGAUUGAAAUAAAAUGUAAAGAAGCUCAUGAAGUUGCAAAAGCCAAGGAGCAAGAACUUGGAAUUCAGUUGGAGGCAGCUCAAGCAAAGCAAAAGAGAAUUGAGGAGCGCAAGAAUGAAGCUCGUCGAGGAAUUAAAUCACCAGCCUAAGCCUACAAGUCUAUAAAUCUUGAUGAUUUCUGUUAGUUGGAUUUUUGGAAUUUCAUUUUUUUCUAACAGCAAACAGGUUGUUUCUUUGUUCAGUUAUUGCAUGUUGUAUAUCCUCCUCAAGUUUUCAGGGACUUUAAUUAUCUUUAGAUUCUCCUUGGGGUUCGUUUGGUAUGAUGGAUGAACAAAAUUUCGGGAUAAAAAUUUAGUACUACUGCCUUAUAUCU
This is a messenger RNA of Nicotiana tabacum (common tobacco), 1237 nucleotides long. The record is from RefSeq and is a predicted model, not a curated record. NCBI's taxonomy places the organism in Eukaryota, Viridiplantae, Streptophyta, Magnoliopsida, Solanales, Solanaceae.